Messenger RNA from Folsomia candida, 2086 nucleotides. RefSeq names its product probable 4-coumarate--CoA ligase 3. The record is from RefSeq and is a predicted model, not a curated record. Lineage: Eukaryota; Metazoa; Arthropoda; Collembola; Entomobryomorpha; Isotomidae. Bases 171 to 1904 code for a protein of 577 amino acids. Gene Ontology annotation, molecular function: CoA-ligase activity. The transcript has 12 exons.
CAUUCCAAUUGGGAAAAACAAGCAACCACCAGGCUGGUUGAAAAGUAGUCUCAUCAAUUAUGAUUAUCCACAUAAUUUAACUAUUUAACAUAACCCAUGAAGUUUUGCACAUUAGACAAAAAUAGAAUGGACGCUUAGUUCGCAGUCAGUCGACUAAACGACACAGAGCCAUGACCAUUCUUAUUGAUGAUGACUCCUCUUCCCCCACAAAUCCGGAUUCGGACUCGUCCAAAACGCUGAGGAGUCCAUGUCCCCUCAAAUCUUCGGGAAAGGGGAAAACCCUCCCCGAAGUUUUUCUCGAGCGACGUGGCAAGAACAGUGAUCCAGCUGAACCAGAGUUUUGCAUGAGAGACAGCAUCACGAAAGAGUCGUAUCGUUUUGCAGACUUUGACGACCAGACGGCCCGAAUUGCCAGCGCGUUCUACAAGAAAGGAAUGAGAAAGGGGGACGUGGUGGUUUACAUAACAAACGACAUGGUGAAACUGCCUCUCUUUCUGGUCGGGGUUUGGCGAGGGAACGGCAUUGCGAGGGCAGUCUAUCCCGAGGAGGAUCUAGAAACAUUGCACGCUGCUUUGGAGGAGAGUCGGGUGGGCUGGAUCUACUGCGGACCUGAGACUGCGGUCAUGGCACUCUGCGCAGCCUCGAAGGUCUACUGGGACGUGGAAGUCAUCCUCACCAACGGGAUGGCUGACGGAUGCACCGAUUUCGGGGAAUUUCUCCUCGAUGAUGGCUCACAAGUGCCCGAGCUGAACAUCUCCCCCACAGACCCGGCCUUGAUGUUGUGCACCUCCGGAACGACGGGACGGAGCAAGUCUGCAGUGCACACACACGAGUCCAUAUUAUCAAUCUUAUUGGCAAUGGAAAAUAUUCCGUGGUCAACGACAGGGGAGAAUCCCAACUUGAUUUUGUCAAAGACUUGUCACAUUACAGGGACGCUGUGGCCACUAUCUAUCAUUCUGAAGGGGGGAUGUUGCAUCGUCAUGGAUCGUGCCACCGUAGAGAGGAUAAUGGACGCAGUGGACGAGUAUAAGCCGAGAGUGAUCUGGGGGUUUCCCACCCUCCUCCUCCAAGUGGCCAACAGUCCCAAUGAGGAAAACCGUGACCUCACCAGUUUGGAACUGUCCCUCUCCGCCGGCUCUCCCAUAACGCCACCGAUGAUCCAAGCCAUCAAAAAACUGCCCAAUAUGAAAGGCAUCAUCAAUCUCUACGGUUUGACAGAAUGCGUCCCCGUCACGUGCUGUAUCGACUUUGAGAAUGUUAUGGAAAACGGGGACAGCGAUGACAAUUCAUCUGCCUCGUGUCUAUUUGAAGACCAGCCUGAAUUCACCGUGGGCAAGGUGUUUCCUGGGGUGGAAGUGCAGGUUCGGGACCCCGAGACCGGAGAAAUUUUGGGAGUGAGGGAGCAGGGAGAAAUCUGUGCAAAAACGGAGUCAACUUUCUUGGAGUAUUUUGAAAAUCCAAAGGCGACUCGAGAAGCAUUUAUCGAUGGUUAUUUCCGAACUGGUGAUAUUGGAUACUACGAUGAAAACGGGUUCAUCAUGGUUGUUGAUAGACUGAAGGAAAUUUUUAAAUUCAUCGGAAAUCAUGUUUCCCCAACGGAAAUUGAGGACGUCAUAUCACGCCACCCCGCCGUGGCGAUGGUGUCCGUCGUGGGGAUGCCGGACCCUGAGGGGAGGGGACAUGUGCCGAGGGCCUUCGUAGUAAAGAGGACAGGGUACGAGGACACGACGGGGGAGGAAAUCCGCACCUUUGCCGACAAUAACCUGGCCGACUACAAACGGCUGAGGGGUGGCUUGUAUACGGUGGAUGCCUUACCUCAAGGGAAAACAGGGAAAGUGACAAGGUCCUUGGUCCAGCAAAUAGUAGUGGAUCAAAAUAAUGAGGAGGUAGACGUGGAGACUUAAUUUGCUGCUGUUGAUUGAUUUGAUUUAAUAUUGAGAAAACAAUCACAAAAUGUCACAAAUGUAUAUCGCACUAGUCAGUGACUAGUAGUCACCAGAUCGUACACAAAAAAUGUGAUCAAUCACUAGAUCGUACAUGUAAUGUAUGUAUAAAACAAAUACAUAUUGUCUAAUAUGCCUGUCAA